GCCAGGCCCUGCAUUGGUGGUGCUCUGCCGACUCAUCCGUCCCGGCGACUGGAUGUUCUCCAUCGACCUGAAGUCCGGCUAUCACCACGUCGAGAUGCACCCCUCCUCCUGGAAGUACUUGGGCUUCCAAUUUGAGGGCGCGUACUACUCCUUCCGCUCGCUGCCGUUUGGUCUCGCCACCGCCCCGUUCGUUUUCACCCAGCUAAUCAAACAGUUGGCAAAGCGGUGGAGGGCCAGUGGCCUACGCGUCGUCCCGUACGUCGACGACCUUCUAUUCCUUUGCAACUCUCAUACACACGCGCGCUCAGCAUGCGCCGCAGUUACCCAAGACCUAAAGGCGGCUGGUUUUGUUAUCAACGAGAAAAAAUCGCAUCUCCACCCCACGCGCCUGAUCCACUUCCUCGGCCUGGAGCUCUGAAACUCACAAUUGUCGAAAUA
Closterium sp. NIES-67 is the source of this 438-nucleotide messenger RNA. Lineage: Eukaryota; Viridiplantae; Streptophyta; Zygnematophyceae; Desmidiales; Closteriaceae. The record is from the annotation of a GenBank genome assembly.